AUGCCUGCUAUCAGAGAUACUCCUGCUUCAAGGCAGUCUUUCAAACGUCAACCUCUCUGUAACCCGUACUUUAAAAAGCCAGUAUGGGCUUGUUUCCCUGACGCAGGUACCCUUCCGCAACCGAUCUUUGACAGCGGAAAUAUGAAGACCAGCGGGGGCACGAUCGAGGCCCCGCAGGCGCUUAGCACCACAUGCACGGAAGACCCCUUCGCCCAUUCACGGGCAACACGUUCCUACUUUGUUGAUCACCCCUACCUCGUGCAAGGGGCUGCGGAACCCCCACACGACGUAAAAGCGUGCUCAACUCAGACGGAGUUACAAAAGCUUGGAUUGUCCCUUCUUGCUGCUGCCAGUUCCUCGAAAGUUGCCCGAGGCAACUUUGCUCGCGCCUCCUGUGGGAGCGGGCCCUCCUACUCGCUCAAGCAUCGCCUGUUUGACAUGUCUCAGCCGUCGCGCUUGCCGCCUCGCUUACGCGCCCUUUCCAAGGAUGUCGCGCUGAGCAACUCAGCGCCCAUGGUCCCUCCCGGUCUCGGUUAUGUUGUUCCUCUUCCUUCGGUCGCUCGUCAUGGCUGCGUUUCCGAGGUUCCUUCUGGCGUCACCAAAGGGAGACAUGGUACAGAGAGUCUUCUCUCCCAGUCGAAUUCGGAUGGUGUUGGCAGGGUAGUUACAGCUUUUUCAGAUACCCUUGAGCGCUCGGGUAGCAACGCUGUCCCUCGGGUCAUCGCGCCCAAAAACCCGGACCUUGAUGAUAUUGCAACUGCGUUCUCUAGCCUUUCCGCGCAUUUCAUGUACUCGCUGGCUAUCAAAGCCGGCGCAGAUGAAACAUUCCCCGACCCGGAAUUGGAUGGGCGAAAUUACGUGACUUCCAUUGUUGGCACUCGCAUUCGAUUCAUUCUUGAAUCCGUCGGCAACCCUCAAAUGGUUGCCAUUCAUGCGUUGUGGUACAUCUCUGAGAUUACCAUGGCAGAAAUAGGCCAAGGGAAUGAUUUCCUAGGAGUCUCGAUCUUCAACCAUCUCCACUGCUGUGGCGCGGCCACUUUUGACGAGCUUCUCUUCUCCGCUUUUGUCGUCGUUGCAAGACUGGCCGAUAAACUGGUCAACGACUCUUGCCUCCCGGGUAAGACAUGGGUCAAGACAACCGCGAUUCCUUCCUCUACCCUCACUAAUAUUGAAAAGACCGCGCUGGCAUCUCUCGGCUAUCUGGGGUACAUCCCCAGUUCUUCAUGGCAUAGCUGGGUGCUUGAGCUCCGCGUCUCCUCUAGCCAACUCUCUAGCGACAAAAGUAUCGUCGUAGUUCGCGUUCUUGAUGAUGUGCUCGCUGUCAAUAAAGCCACAGAUCUCAAUACGACUUUCAUUCGAUACCGCGGCCGGAAGAAGAAAAUUGCCGCAGCGCCCCGCCAGGAUCCUCUGAUGAUCCACGCACCCACUCCAGUCAAACCCUUGGCCUGUCUCCCCGACCCCAGUGACUGGUGUCCCGAGGCAGACCCCAUUGUCAAUAAGAACCCUCGUACGAUGGGUAUUGCCCCGGGUAGUCAUAAUUUUGCACCUGAAUCGAGGCAGCCUACAACAGCGUUGGAUUUACUGGAAUUCAUUACCCAAGGGACCUGGGGUGCCGCAGUUGGGGGCCCUUUGAGCGCCUUUGGCGCGCAUUUGGUCCAUUCUGUAGGUCGUUAUGGCCCUUGCCAGACCACUCUUGGGUGA
Molecule: messenger RNA, 1701 nt
Organism: Suillus plorans
Lineage: Eukaryota; Fungi; Basidiomycota; Agaricomycetes; Boletales; Suillaceae
Exons: 3
Coding region: 1-1701 (566 amino acids)
Source: RefSeq, a predicted model, not a curated record